Messenger RNA from Vigna unguiculata (cowpea), 1002 nucleotides. RefSeq lists its product as uncharacterized. NCBI's taxonomy places the organism in Eukaryota, Viridiplantae, Streptophyta, Magnoliopsida, Fabales, Fabaceae. Gene Ontology annotation, biological process: regulation of DNA-templated transcription. The record is from RefSeq and is a predicted model, not a curated record. Gene Ontology annotation, molecular function: DNA binding; DNA-binding transcription factor activity.
AUGGCAAACAAGAGAAAAAGAUGGGAAUGUGAAGAAGGAGGGGAGAAGAAGAGUGAAGAAGCGAACACAGAAUGGGAAAAACUAAGGGAAGAAGCAGCUUCAAUGGCUGCUGCUAUUCUUGGAGCUAGAAGAGCUAACAAACGUUACAUUGGGGUGAGACAAAGACCCUCUGGGCGAUGGGUGGCUGAAAUCAAAGACACCAUUCAGAACAUUAGACUUUGGUUAGGCACUUACGACAAUGCCGAAGAUGCUGCAAGAGCUUAUGAUGAAGCAGCACGUUUGCUUCGUGGUGCCAACACUCGCACAAAUUUCUUUCCUUCCCAAUCUUCUCCUUCUGUUUCUGCUCUUCCUCCAAAGAUUGCCAAACUCCUCUUUCUUAGACUCAAAGCUAGAAACUUUGACCCUCGUUUUCCGAGUAACCACUAUGAUCAAGAAACCAAAGUAGAACCUCAACCUCAACCUCAACCAGAAGCAGAACCUAAAUUAUAUCUCCAAACAGAAGAACCCCACUUUGAGAAUUUUGUAGACAUGGAAGGAAAUGGGAUUGUUGAAGAAAGUUAUUAUGGUGCUAGGUAUAGUUCUUCUGCCAUAACUACUUGUGACUAUGGCUGUGGAGCUAGUGAAGAAGAUUCUAACCAGAAGGGUAGCGGGGAAGAUUUAAGCUUCGGGUAUAACUUUGCUGAGAAUGUUUAUGAUGAAGAGAAGAAGAUUGUGAGUGGUAAAGGAGAGUUUGAAGGUUGUGAUUUUCAGUUUUUGGAGUCUUGUGGAUCACUGAGUUACUCUUUUUCUCCGUUUGAGAUAGCAGAGGAGAUGUUGGGAGCGAUAGAGGAAAACAAAUAUUACGAUGUUGAUGAUUCAGUGUUAGGCAGAGAAAGUUUGAUGAUGAAGUAUGAACGUAAAUUCUCUGCUUGUUUUUACACCUUAACAGGGGUGUCUGAGUGUUUGAGGCUACAAGUUGGACAAGAGAAUGGAAAGGAAUUGGAAAAUUUUUUAGGAUGGUAA